Messenger RNA from Rana temporaria (common frog), 3099 nucleotides. RefSeq names its product phosphatidylinositol-5-phosphate 4-kinase type 2 gamma (gene PIP4K2C). The transcript has 10 exons. The record is from RefSeq and is a predicted model, not a curated record. Lineage: Eukaryota; Metazoa; Chordata; Amphibia; Anura; Ranidae. Gene Ontology annotation, biological process: phosphatidylinositol metabolic process. The coding region runs from base 79 to 1347 and encodes 422 amino acids. Gene Ontology annotation, molecular function: phosphatidylinositol kinase activity.
UGGGCGGGGCGGAGAGAGGCAGUGGUUGAGCGGACGUCUGACCCUGAGGAGGAGGUUAGUGGGAGGCGGUGUGGUGAAAUGUCCUCCUCCGCCGCUGUGCCCGCUGCCUCCUCGGCGGCUGUGGGGAUCCUGUCCAGUAAUGCCAAGACCAAGACGAAGAAGAAACACUUCGUGCAGCAGAAGGUGAAGGUGUUCCGAGCCAGCGACCAGCUCGUCAGCGUCUUCAUGUGGGGAGUCAACCACUCGAUCAAUGAACUUAAUCAAGUUCCAGUUCCAGUGAUGCUCUUGCCAGAUGACUUUAAAGCCAAUUCAAAAAUUAAAGUGACAAAUCACCUUUUUAACAGAGAGAACUUGCCCAGUCAUUUCAAAUUAAAGGACUACUGCCCACAAGUAUUUCGGAAUCUCAGGGAGCGGUUUGGAAUAGAUGACCAGGAUUACCAGGUUUCCUUAACGCGCAGUUCGCCUUAUAGUGAAAGUGAAACACAUAAUGGCCGCUUUCUUCUGUCUUAUGACAAGACCCUAGCAGUUAAAGAAAUAUCCAGUGAAGAUGUUGCAAAUGUGCACAGUAUCUUGUCUGAUUACCACCAAGUGCGUAAACCUUUUAUCAUACAUAUUGUAAAAUGUCAUGGAGGCACGCUUUUACCUCAGUUCUUGGGGAUGUAUCGUUUGAGUGUAGAGAAUGAAGACUCUUACAUGCUGGUAAUGAGAAAUAUGUUCAGCCACCGGCUUACAGUCCACAGGAAGUAUGAUCUUAAGGGCUCCUUGGUGUCUCGUGAAGCCAGUGAUAAAGAAAAGAUUAAAGAGUUGCCAACUCUGAAAGACAUGGAUUUCUUAAACAAGAGUCAGAAAGUGUAUGUUGAUGAAGAGCAGAAGAAGACAUUCAUGGAGAAACUGAAACGUGAUGUUGAGUUUCUAGUGCAAUUAAAAAUCAUGGACUAUAGUCUGCUGCUGGGAAUCCAUGAUGUCUCCAGAGCAGAGCAAGAGGAGGAAGAAGAGAUGGACGAAGAGGAUGCUGAAACGGAGGGUCCAGGACAAUACGUCGCUGUUGGUUCUUAUGGGACUUCCCCAGAAGGAAUUGCAGGAUACCUGAACUCGCAUAAACCUCUGGGCCCUGGAGAAUUUGACCCUUACAUUGAUGUAUAUGCAGUCAAAAGCUCUGAUGGUGCUCCACAGAAAGAGGUCUAUUUCAUGGGACUCAUCGAUAUUUUAACACAGUAUGAUGCAAAGAAGAAAGCAGCUCAUGCAGCGAAAACCGUAAAGCAUGGGGCUGGAGCUGAGAUUUCUACUGUUCAUCCUGACCAGUAUGGGAAGAGAUUCCUGGAAUUUGUCACAAACGUCUUUGCAUAAGGCUUCAAAGUUGACAACACAGGAUUAGCAUCUCAGAUGUAUAUAAUCUGACAGCAGUAUUGCAAAUCUGUUAAGAAGACUAUAUCAAAACUCAAUUUUAGGAGGCCAAGGAUUUCUUUUUGCCUUUUAGCUUUGUUACUUUUCAAACAACAUAAUUUUAAUUUGAAAGCAUUUACCAACAAACUGGCCAAUAUUCAUGAAGCCACUUACUGAAGUGUUUUGAAAACUACUGCUGGAGGAAAUUUUGAUGGACUGAAUAAAUAGAAAAUAUAUAUAUAGAGAGAGAGGGAGUUUUUUCCCAUGUUACUAAUAAGCUGUUUAUUUCUGGCUUAAUGCAGAAUUAGAAAUUGGAUGCUUGAUCACUGGUUCAAGUCAUUUAAGCUACAUACAAUAUUAUUGCUGGUCUUAUCUUCAAUCUUUUUGUCAUAUUUCCUAUUUAUUUAAAUAGAUGUUUUCUGACAACUUCUGUUUUUAUAGUCUUGCCUCCACUUUCUUGUUAUAGUGGUUAUCCAGUGAGCAUAAAGGCACCAGCGUUUGAUCACUCCGUUCAGUGCGCUUUGUAGUCUUUAUGUCAGAUAUGGUCAAAUAGCCUCCUUCCUUCCCCUUUCUCAGCACUAUAAAGUCAGCCAUAGAUGGUGUGAACCUAAGCCGGUUCAACAGGGAUUGGCCAAGAUUCGAGCCAUGUAUGGGCAGGCUGAUUGUACCCAAGUCGAUCCAGCAUGUCAGAUUUUUCAUGCCGCAAUAGCCACUAGCAGUAAUCACUGUGUUCUCCCUGGACGGACGGAUUUCCCCACCGUUAGGAAAACACAGUAGCUCCAUGUUGAUGGGGAAAUCGAGCUAUUUUCUUUUCUGCAACCUGUGGUUGUAGGAAAGAAUAUUGCACCAUCUAUGGCCGGCUUAAGUAUGCAUGAGGACACUUGUGAUUAGAAGAUGUGGAGGAGGGGGCAGGGAGGUACUUUCUACUUUCCAAGCAAAUAUAUGAAAUAACACACAGCAGUACUGGACUAAAAAGAGGUAAAAAGUGUUAAACCUUUAAUAUGUGCUUUUACAGUUAACAAUGUAAAUCCACUUCUAUUGAUGUGGAUAGGCUGCUGACGUUAAGCUUCUGGCACAUUUAUAACUUGGCACGUGUGACUGGUAAAUGUCUUCUUUUUUUUUUUUUUUUUCACAGGCAUUUUAACAGAAGUCUUUAAACUGUUAGUGUUGCUUCUGCAUAAAAACAUAUAUUUACUCUUUUUUUUUUGCUUUGGUUUUCAAUGCAGCUCCACCAUGUAUAUCUGCUGAACAGUUUUCUGCUAACAUUGGGUAGAACCAGCACCCUGGAACAGUGACAAUGAGCUGCAGGAGGAGGUUUUUUUUUUUUUUGUUCUUUGCCAUUUCAAGUAGAUAUGACAUUUUUUCUUUGCAUUCCUGUAAAAUACUGUUUCCAGUGAGUGCUUUCAUUCCGGUAGGGUAAAUAUGGUUUCCUUGGAGAUCAACAUAAUAACCAAUGUGCCUUGAUGGUGCUCUUUGAGGUCACGUAGUACAAGGGUUAUGUUAUUUUUAUUUUCUGGUGGGUGGUAUAAUUGGCUUUAUUAUUAAAUAUAUCAGAUUUGUAAUGCUUUUCUUACGCUUUUAUUUCUUUACUGUAGACAACAGGCCAAAUUUAAAGCAGACAAGUCGUUAGAGUAGACUUCAAGUGAAUCAGUACAAGUAUGAUCAUUAUCAAAGCAUAUGCAUCUUUUCUGGUAUGAAUAAAAACACUGCAUUUUA